CAAACACAAACAAUCUUUAUGGUUUUUAUAUUUAAUUAUUAUAUAGUUUUUUAGAUCUAUACUAAGUCCAUGUGUAUUUUGUCCUGAUCCUAGAUUCACAAAUUGUCAACCAAAAGGAACAUAUAACCUUGCCAGAUUUUUAGUUGUGCUUUAUGAUCUCAAGUUUAAGGUUUUUUUCUAGGUCUAAGGUUUUCACUCCCUACUACUGUUCUGUUUCUGGGAACCUUCUGGGUGUACCUAUCAUAGGGAUCACUAAGACAGGACCAAGUUUCUUAAUUUAGAUAUUAUCGAGAGAUAUCAUUGGGAUUGGAUAAGUUUCUAGAAAUGGAAAGUUCCAACAACAAGAGAGUGGAGAAAAGAGGACAUGAUCAGGUGGAGGAGGGUGAUGGUGCACAGAACCAUCUGACUCAGUCAAAGAAGCCAAAACUACCUGGUUUAGCAAGUGUAAUCGUGGAAGCUUUAAAGGUGGACAGUAUGCAGAGACUAUGCUCAUCUUUGGAACCUCUUCUCAGAAAAAUUGUCAGUGAAGAAGUGGAGCGUGCUUUGACGAAAUUGGGGCAUGCUAAAUUGACUGAAAGAUCUCCACCACCAAGAAUAGAAGGACCAGGGACAAAGAGCCUGCAGCUUCAUUUCAGGACAAGAAUGCCACCUCACUUGUUCACCGGGGGAAAGGUCGAAGGAGAGCAAGGAGCAUCUAUCCAUGUUGUCUUGCUUGACCCGAACACAGGUAAUGUUGUUGAAGUUGGACCAGAGUCAGUUGCUAAAUUGAACGUCGUGGUACUUGAAGGUGACUUCAAUGAGGAAGCAGAUGAAGAUUGGACAAAAGAGCACUUUGAGAACCAUGAAGUAAAGGAGCGUGAGGGGAAAAGGCCACUUCUAACUGGAGAGUUGCAAGUUAGCCUAAAGGAAGGGGUAGGAACCUUAAGUGAUCUUACUUUCACUGACAAUUCUAGCUGGAUAAGAAGCAGGAAAUUCAGGCUUGGUGUUAAGGUGGCUCCUGGGUAUUGUGAGGGGAUUCGUGUGCGCGAGGGAAAGACUGAAGCCUUUGCUGUUAAAGAUCAUAGAGGAGAAUUGUACAAGAAACACUAUCCACCUGCUUUGCAUGAUGAGGUUUGGAGAUUGGACCGGAUAGCGAAGGAUGGAGCACUACACAAAAAAUUGAUUCAAGCAAAAAUAGUAUCUGUAGAAGAUUUCCUACGUCUUCUUGUCCGUGAGCCACAGAAGUUAAGAAGUAUACUUGGUAGUGGAAUGUCCAACAGGAUGUGGGAGAAUACCGUGGAGCAUGCCAAGACAUGUGUCUUGGGUGGUAAGCUCUUUGUUUACUACACUGGAGAAACCAAUAGCAGUGGCAUUGUGUUCAACAAUAUAUAUGAGCUAAGAGGCCUCAUUUCUGAGGGGCAAUUCUUCUCUCUGGAAUCACUUACUCCAAAUCAGAAGAUGUCAGUGGAUUCCUUGGUGAAGAAAGCAUAUGAUAAUUGGGACCAAGUUAUAGAAUAUGAUGGAAAAGUUUUAAACUCUCUCACCAACUCCAAAAAGGGAUCAAGAUCUGUAGCAGCUCAUAUAAUGCCUCCCAGCAAUUUCCUAGAGCAGCAAUAUACUUCUACAAAGAACAAAGUUUCAUCUGUCUCCUCUGAACCAAAUCAACAUUUGCAAAUAGCAAAUAACUAUUCACCUGAUUUGAGUGAUUAUUCAUUUGGGAGAUCUGAUAAUCAGAUGGUAGCAGCAACAUCAUUCAACUCUCAAAUAACAAAUAACUACAUGUCCGGUGAAAAUCCUGAAAAUGAAGGUGGUGCUUAUUAUUCUGGAGAUUGGUCUAGGCAGAGAAAUGGACAAGGGUUGGAAGACAUUGUAGCGGAAGAACUCCGGCUUCGGAGUUCCCAGAUGUUGGAGAGUGAUGAUAUGCAGAGACUUCUUCACACAAUUAACACAGGAGUCAGCAUGUCAAGUAAUUUUGGUAAUUCUAAUGAGGGUUGUUACACCUACAGCCUUCAGUAUCAGCCCCAGAUGUAUGAUUCAUUCAGUGAGGAUCAUGGGAAGCCUUCAGGGAAAGCUGUUGUUGGGUGGUUGAAGCUCAAAGCUGCUUUAAGGUGGGGCAUAUUCAUCAGAAAAAGAGCGGCAGAAAGGAGAGCUCAACUUACCGAGUUGAAUUGAGUCAAAACGGAUUAGGAUCCUGAGGAUCCUUUUAUGUCACAUGACAAUGUCAAGUGAAACAUUGUGUCUAUCUUUCUCUUUGUAAAUACUCACAGCCAAUGUUAUAAUUAUGAAGAGAGAGAUGGACACAGAAUUUCAACAUGACAGUGUCAUGUAAGUGGGACAUUUUCGACUCAUUUUAAGCUAGUAGCUUGCUUAUAUUGUUCUUGGAAUGUAACAAGAGCAAUCUAUAGAAGACUUGACAAAAAAAUGUUGCAAGAGGUAUGGAAGUUCAAGGUUUCAACACAGGGUUGAAGGUGGAAUUACAGCAUAUUGUGGCAAAAAAUUCAGAGGUCAAAACUGCAACAUAGCACAUGCUUACAGCAAGAGCAAACCAUACCACAGAUUCAAUAUCUGGCAGCAAUGUCAUGUAACAAGCUCUCUUAUUGUGGCAUUUUUUUCGUUCUUAUUGUGUAUUUUAAUGAUGAUCUAUGUUCUCAUUUCUUACUUUUUCGUUUAUUCGUUAAGUAAUCAGAAGUUUGUAUCUAAUCUUUCUUGUUUUUUUAUUAUUUUCUGAUAUUGUAUCAUGAAAUAUUUGUCAUCACAUUCCACAUGUAACAAAAUAAAUUUUAACAGAGGAAAUUUAUGCUGAUUGUUAAGAAA
Messenger RNA from Lotus japonicus, 2793 nucleotides. RefSeq names its product calmodulin-binding protein 60 E-like. The transcript is spliced from 7 exons. Gene Ontology annotation, biological process: regulation of salicylic acid biosynthetic process. Gene Ontology annotation, molecular function: sequence-specific DNA binding; calmodulin binding; DNA-binding transcription factor activity. The record is from RefSeq and is a predicted model, not a curated record. The coding region runs from base 325 to 2151 and encodes 608 amino acids. Lineage: Eukaryota; Viridiplantae; Streptophyta; Magnoliopsida; Fabales; Fabaceae. Gene Ontology annotation, cellular component: nucleus.